AUGGCAGUGACAAUGUCUGACGGUCCGAUUCGGAAGGCUUGCGAUCGGUGUCAUAGGCAGAAGCUGAGCUGUAAGCGCGUCGGCGAUGAAGCCUGUGAGCGCUGUAUCAGACUCAAGGAAGAGUGCACUUCGAGCCCUUCUCUGCGUUAUCGCAAGCAACACAACCACCACAACCAAUACGGCUCAACAGCAGAGGUUGUACGAAGAGCCAUCCCGACUCCCAAGCGGCAGCGUACAGAGAGCGGGUCCGCCCAAACCCAACAUGAUGGUCCCGUCUGUGGUAACACGGCAUUUGGAGACAAUGCUGUCGUUUCACCUGAUGCCAUGCUUGACAUGGUCGACUUCGACUUCGGCUUCGGUAACUCUGCCGGCCUCUAUCAACCCAGCACAAACCAACAGCAAUUACCCCAGACUUUCACCGGAGCCAUGGACGAUCUGAUGUCAGGACAUGGAGAAUCCAUUACCCAUCCAUGGAGCCCAGUCCACUCGACAACUUCAGACUCGGCAUUCACCUCACCCAUGGCUCCGCAAGCAGACCAGGUCGGCCGGGUCUAUCUCGGAAGCCCUGCGUUGCAAAGGCAAUCUUCUUCAAGAUGGAGUAAGCCACAUGACUUUACUCCACCGCGGAGAGCAAGGAAGCGUGUCAAGCAAAGAACAAGGCAGAUCAUGCUCCGGCCGUAUGCUGCUGGCCAAGGACCAUCGGCUGGAGAGUGGAUGCCUCGCAUCACCGAAGUCAACUCCCGGCUCUUUGAGCUGUCGUCGAGUCUACCCGCGCACAUCGACUCAUCAUCCGAGGAGCCCGGCCGAUCCAGCAUAGCCUCGACACCCGAUGACGGAAGCUCAACCACGGCACCUUUCCCUGUUGAUGAGAUGUUCAAACUCUCUCGACACUUUGCAGACCUUCUUGCGGAAAUGUCUCCACCGAUGGAGGCCGCCUCUCCCGCAAGCGAUGGCGGGAACUCUGUACUAGCUAAAGGGCUCAACUCCUUGUCGGAUCCGGCGACCUGUCUCUUCGUCCUCUCGACGUAUGUUCGGCUUCUAGACAUGUACCAGAAGGUCUUCAGCUGCAUUCACUCAGAGCUAAAUCAGCUUGAGUCGGGUCAUCUGUUUUUGUCAUGGAAGCUUCCUGGCGUCACCGUGGGCUCCUUUGCCGUCGACUCGGCACCGUCUCUGCAGAUGUCUCUCACGAUUCAGUUAGCGGAGGAGUUUCUUCUACAGAUGCGGCGAGCAUCUGCAUCACUUGAUCCGACUCUGCGAUCGGAUGGUUCAUCAGCGGGAAAGGCCCCUGAUGCAGCCUCAAUGUUCUCUGGAGUGGUGGAUGUCUCAUUUCAGGCACUCAAGAGACAAGAAGAGAGUCUAGGCAAGGAACUAAAGGAUCUACGUAAGGCGAUGGAGACUUCUCUCGACGGAUGA
Colletotrichum phormii is the source of this 1413-nucleotide messenger RNA. RefSeq lists its product as uncharacterized. The record is from RefSeq and is a predicted model, not a curated record. The coding region runs from base 1 to 1413 and encodes 470 amino acids. NCBI's taxonomy places the organism in Eukaryota, Fungi, Ascomycota, Sordariomycetes, Glomerellales, Glomerellaceae. Gene Ontology annotation, biological process: regulation of DNA-templated transcription. Gene Ontology annotation, molecular function: DNA-binding transcription factor activity, RNA polymerase II-specific; zinc ion binding. The transcript has 2 exons.